This is a messenger RNA of Cordyceps militaris CM01, 2907 nucleotides long. Its product is annotated as ankyrin and HET domain protein. The coding region runs from base 1 to 2907 and encodes 968 amino acids. The record is from RefSeq and is a predicted model, not a curated record. Lineage: Eukaryota; Fungi; Ascomycota; Sordariomycetes; Hypocreales; Cordycipitaceae. The transcript has a single exon. Gene Ontology annotation, molecular function: protein binding.
AUGUCAACCUUCACUUUUCCCACCUUUCCCUACGACCCGCUGCCGACGCCCACCAGUAUUCGCCUCUUGACGGUGCGCAAUCCGCUGGCAAAGGCAGCUCCUACACUCUGCGGCCAUACGCUGCUGUCCUGCAAGCUGUAUACCGUCGAUCUCAAGGACAAGCCUAAUUUCAACUGCCUCUCCUACACCUGGGGUAACCCAAACCCUCUGGACCAGAGCAAGGAUGGCACCGACGACCCAUACGCUCCGCACAACCAGUGGCCCAUUUCUGUCAAUGGGCGCUUAUUUUUCAUAACAAAAAAUCUCUACAAUAGUCUGUGCCAGCUCAGGGUGGAUGAGUGGUCUGACGAUGCCGAAGUUGACUCGCGCUUUGAGCCUUACAACAAGACGAGGAUAAUUCAGGCUGCCGAGGAGGGCAGAUACAUCGAUGUGGAGGAUUGCAUUCGGCAUGGUGCCAAUGUGCUCAACGUCGACUGCUUCGGCGAGACGGCUCUGCAUUAUGCUGCAGAAAACGGCCAUGUGGAUAUUGUCGAGCUUUUGCUCGCCCAUGGCGCGGAUCGUACCGCAGUCGACAGUACCGAUCGCACACCCUUGGAUUGCUGCGUGCAGCGCAAACGGAGGCGCUACCAAGAGAUUGCCCGCAUUUUGGAGAAUACAUCAGAUACAUCUGCGACAGUCUCCGGUGCUGUAGUACGACACCACCGAUCCAAGCCCAUUUGGAUCGACGCAAUCUGCGUUAACCAGAACGAUGUGCUCGAGAGAAACAUCCAGGUGUCCAUGAUGACACAAAUAUACGGACAAGCUCAGUCCGUCAUCAUUUGGCUCGGCGGUUUCGACUCAGAAGCCGGAGCCGAGUUGUAUCACUCUUUGCCUACUAUUCUGUCCUCCUCGGCCGAAUGCUUCACACGCUCAUGGGAAGCUUGGCACCGACGUCGGAAGAAUGGCGAAAGCGAUGAGGACGAUGAAGAAGUUCAGAACGGAACUAUUCUCUCUUCUGAAAGUAUACGAAUCGUGCUGGAGUUUGUUCGUAGAUCCUACUUCCAUCGAAUUUGGGUCCUACAAGAAGUUGCCUUGGCCCGAGACGUGCGAAUCAUGUUUGGAGGCGACGAUCUUCCAUGGGCCGCACUGUUCCAAGUUUUCCAAUCCGCCAUCGAUUUCGAAUACGUCGCCUCGGACUACAACAUGAAAGUGAUCAAAUACCGCUACGGCGACAUGGGCACGCUGGCAUGGUCGCUAGCCGAUGUAAGACUGCACUCGCGGCGCACAAAGCUCGAGAACAGCAUUGUCACGGCACAGCUACAGUCCCUCCGAGAGAGCAAUCCCGAUUUUGUCGCCAUGGAAGAUAGCUGGUGGCAUUCAAAACUGCCUCUUGCGACCCUCAUUGCCCUGACUUGGAAUUUUGCCGCAACCGAUCCUCGCGACAAAAUCUUUGCGCUCCUCGGCAUCGCGCAGCCCGUCCCUGGCGAGGAACCUAUUGUUCCAGACUAUCACAAAACUGUCACCGAGGUGUUCACUCAAGUCGGCAAGGCAUAUAUCCAAGCAAGGGGCGACAAUCGAUACCAGGACUGGAGGAGUGGAGAGAUUGAAGACUUUGAGCCUCUCGAGGCUCUGUCUUUUAUACAAGACAUUAGCGAGUACCAUGACGGUUAUUGCUGGUUGCGUCCGUUUGCCGACACCCAUAAUCUGCUGCCACGGCCGGACGAUUUGCCUUCCUGGGUGCCGUCGUUUCACUGGCCGCUUGCCACCCGGCGCCUCUUUAGCACAAAGUUCCGCGCCGGCGGUUCAAGCGUGCCACACAUCUACCCAUUUGACUCUGAUAUCCUGUGGCUCGACGCUCUCAUGGUCGACACGAUUACCAACGUGGAGACACAGCGUCGCGAUCAGUCCCACUGCUACUGCGGCACGCCCAACGUCCUAGAGUGGCUGAAGAUCAUGGCUACCAUCGAUCCCAUCUAUCCGACGGGCUGCGACCGCGUCGAGGCCCUGUGGCAGGUCCUGAGCGCCAACUGCUAUCUUAAGCGGGCCUUUCCCCUCACGGCCUACAGCUACGCCGAGGAUCCUGUGGGGGAGGACUUUGCCGACUACAUCAAGGACACUCUGCCCGGCGAGCUGGCGAAGCACGAGCUCUGCGAUGACGAUGGCAAUCUCGCCCCCGAUACAGCUGCCUGGCUGCGGGAGGUGUUUGGUCAAGACACGUCCGGCUCGUUGCCCGAUAUUGACGAUGUUUUGGCAGCCGUGAAGAAUGCCAAGGUGAGCAACGACGAGGGAGAAGAGGCGGAGGAGAAAACAGAGGGCGACGGUGAAGGGGAGAGGGGCGACGAGGACGAGAGCGAAGGAAGGGCUGAAGGAGAAGGGGCUGGACAAGAGAGGGCAGAAAAGGCCGGUGAAUCAAAAGGUGCUGAACGAGCGGGAGCGGAAGCAAGCAGUGACGUUGACAGCCGCAAGGAGGAUCAGCGCGGGGAUGCUGACGAGCAAGGGCAAGACAGUGACAGCUCGGCGGAAAUUGUGGCGACGCCUGAGGGAAGUGAGGAGGAAACUGGCGAAGAAGAAGAUAAAAAAGACGGACAAGGAAAAGAUGAGAAGGAGGAAGAGGAGGAAGAAGAGGAGGCGGAAGAAGAAGAGGAAGGGAGGAGUGGCGUCAACUCAUUUGAAUACUUCAUGUGGUGCGUAUGGCCGUUGCGUCGCGUCGUGUCCACGACCAAGGGUUAUCUCGGCCUGGUACCGCGUGUCACGCAAGCAGGCGACCAAGUGUGGCUAUUUGCUGGUGGGCGCACGCCGUACAUUCUUCGCCCCACGAGCCAGCCAGGUCAAUAUACCUUCAUUGGCGAAGCCUACAUACACGGCAUCAUGGACGGCGAGGCGGCCGAAGACAAAUACAAUAGCUUUAGACCAGUUCAGGUUGUUUGA